Messenger RNA from Phaeodactylum tricornutum CCAP 1055/1, 1718 nucleotides. RefSeq lists its product with no specific name. Lineage: Eukaryota; Bacillariophyta; Bacillariophyceae; Surirellales; Neidiaceae. Gene Ontology annotation, molecular function: GTP binding; ribosome binding. Gene Ontology annotation, biological process: ribosomal large subunit assembly. The coding region runs from base 16 to 1671 and encodes 551 amino acids. The record is from RefSeq and is a predicted model, not a curated record. The transcript has 2 exons.
CAAUACACGUCGACCAUGAAGUCGGUUUUGUGUGGAGUUACGCUGGCUUGCGGUGGAAUUUGGCAAGCCAAUUCGUUCACCUUUCGUCCGCUACCCGUCACGAGACCCGUUAUUGGCUUGUUGGCUACGUUGGAUCGCGUCAAUGAAAAGUCCACGGUGGAACCCUCCUCGGGGGAUCCACAACUCCAGCCGAUUCGGCGGUUGCGGCAAAACAAGAAGGAGCCUUUGAUUGCGAUUGUGGGACGUCCCAAUGUCGGGAAAAGCGCUUUGGUGAAUCGUAUUGCGGGAUCGCAGUCUGGUGGUGCCAUUGUGGCGGACGAAAGUGGAAUUACCCGGGAUCGCACCUACCGUCCCGCCGAGUUCCUCGGCGAGCGCUUCAUGAUUGUGGACACGGGCGGUCUCGUAUUUGACGAUGACGAAAGCACACUCUUUGCCAAAGAGAUUAGGGAACAGGCUAUGGUGGCGAUUGAAGAGAGCGCGGCAGUUAUCAUGGUAGUCGACGGUCAAACCGGACUGACCGGGAUGGACUUGAUGAUUGCCGAGUUUCUACGCAAAGAAGUGGAUAUUCCCGUGCACGUGGCAGUGAACAAGUGCGAAAGUGAGAAAACGGGUGCCAUGUCCGCUGCCGACUUUUGGGGACUCGGAUUGGGCGAGCCCUUUCCGGUUUCGGCCCUCCACGGAGUAGGCACGGCCGAAAUCAUGGAAACCAUAUUCGACUCGAUUGCCGAGAAGAAGACAUUUGAUGCCGAGGACCGUCCCGAGGAGAUAAAUAUUGCCAUUAUUGGUAGACCCAAUGUCGGCAAGUCUUCCCUGUUGAAUUCCAUCUUUGGGGACACACGUGCGAUCGUGUCUGAGAUGGCUGGAACGACACGCGAUUCGAUCGAUGCCGUCAUGGAACGUCCGCCACCGCCCGGAAGUGACGAUCUGUCUACAAUUUACCGCUUCGUAGACACGGCGGGUAUUCGUCGGAAAGGAAAGGUUGAUUUUGGUCCCGAAUUCUUCAUGGUCAAUCGAGCACUCCGGGCGAUUCGACGUGCCGAUGUCGUCCUUCUUAUUCUGGAUGCCACUUCCGGUGUAGCCGAACAAGAUCGUGUCUUGGCGCAGAAAAUUGCCGAUGAUGGACGCGCAUGCGUGAUCGUUUGCAACAAAUGGGAUGCUGUCGUUGAUAAGGAUUCAACAACGUACGACAAGUCGGUCCAAUACUUUCGAGAAGAAUUGCCGAUGAUUCGUUGGGCCCCUAUCUUAUUUAUCUCGGCUGCCACUGGGCAACGUGUUGGCAAGAUAUACAGCGCCAUUGACGGUGCCAUCGAAGCUCAUCGUAAACGGAUAAGCACGGCUAUUCUCAACGAAGUUUUGAGAGAUGCUAUUUUGUGGCAGCCACCUCCGACACGCCGCAACGGGUCACAGGCGAAGAUAUACUACUGCAACCAAGUGAGUACGCGACCACCUACCGUCGUUGUUUUCUGCAAUGAUCCCAAACUGGUCAACGACAAUUACAGGCGUUACUUGGAUCGUAAGUUCCGUGAAUCACUGGAUGGAUUUGAAGCGACUCCCAUUCGAUGGAUUUUCCGAGGCCGUCGUGUACGUGAUGUCAUGAGGAAUCGCUCCAUGAAUGGAGAUCCCGGUGACGGUGGCACCGGCGUCAGUUUCCCCUUUCCCCAUGCCGACUAACCAUGUAAAUCAAACCAUCUUUUAUAAAUAUUGAUAUUUGCUCCUUA